CUAACAAAUCUGCCCGUGGGAGCCAAUAGCUCCGCAAACCAAGUCGCGGACAAGAUGUUGCACCUACUGGCAGCGCUGUGCUUCGCUCUGCUCUGCGUUUGGUUGGCCAUUGGCCAAGCACGCUACUGGGCCUCGCGUGGGGUGGAGCACGUGACCUGCCUGCAAUUUAUCCGGAACACCGUCCGGAUGUACUAUACGCCACUUCACAUCAUUUGGCAAGAGGUAUACAAGCAACACGGACCUAUUACAGGUACAUUCACCAUGGCUACUCCAACACUCAUGGUCGCUGAUCCCGUCUUGCUGAAAGACAUCAUGGUCAAGAACUUCGGCUCAUUUCCGAAUACAGAGUUCAUCAGGCAGGUGGGUGACCCGGUGCUCGACAACAUGCUGGUGUCUCUAUUGAACAAGGAAUGGCAUGUGACUAGAAACAUCGUAUCGCCUAUUUUUAGUACAUCCAAGAUGAAGCAGAUGGUGGUCACUGUGAACGAGUGCGCAAAGGACAUGGUGCGGAAUUUUGCAGACGCCGCACGGGAAGGGAAACCAUAUGACGUCAAGUUGAUCUUUGGAGCGUUUGGUUUAGACGUCACAGCGCAGACAACAUUCAGCUUCCGCCUGGACUCCCACCGAGACGUACACAAUCCGUUCGUCUUGCAGGCCAAGCGCUUCUUCGCCGCAGAAUAUAACUGGAGAGCCUUUCUCAGCUUCCAGUUUCCACGCCUCAGUGCAUUGGCCGGAUUACGCAUAUUCUGUCCGGACGCUGUCGAGUACUUCAGUGGUGUCAUGACGGACCUUCUACGGCGAAGGGCCGCUAACGACAAGAACGACAAGCUGGACUUUGUGCGCCUUUUGAUGAAUGCGGAGUGCCAAAACGAAGAAGGGUCCCCGCAGAAAGACACCGGAAAACGUGUACUCACCAGAGAUCAAGUUCUGGCACAAGCUGUCCUUUUCUUCGUUGCUGGUUACGACACAACAACAAUCGCGAUGUCGAUGGCCGUCUACUACCUAGCAAGAAAUAAGGAGAUUCAGGCUCGCCUGAUAGACGAAAUCGAGGGUGUCCUUAAAAAACAAAAGGAAGUCACUUACGAGGUAGUCAUGGGACUUGAGUAUCUUGACGCCGUAAUUAUGGAGGUCCUCCGGAUGAAUCCAUCUGUGCACAUGACUUACAGGACGUGCGUACGUAGCACCAUGGUGGGAAAGAUUGCCAUUGAUGAAGGCACCCUCAUCAGAAUUCCAAUUUUUUCUAUUCAGCAUGACGAAAAAUAUUUUCCAGAUCCUGAGGUAUUCGACCCUGAGAGGUUCUUAGGCAAAAACAAAGAGCGGGUUGUGCCCUUCACCUUCCUGCCUUUUGGCGAAGGACCCCGACAGUGUGUCGGCAUGAAGUUCGCCUGCAUGAACAUCAAGCUUGGCCUUUUCCACGCCCUUUCAAGGUUCUCAUUCGAAACGUCCUCUGAGACACAGAUUCCCCCCAAGUACCAACCAAGCAUCCUGCUUCUCCUUCCCUAUGACGUGAAGCUCAGAGUUAUCGACAGAAAAAGCCAAUAGGAGCAGCGCCUUGGGGAUCCAGAGAAGAACCAGUAGUGAUCAAUGACGGCCCAGAAGAAAAGGUUGCAUGUGUGACAGAAA
Molecule: messenger RNA, 1623 nt
Organism: Dermacentor albipictus
Lineage: Eukaryota; Metazoa; Arthropoda; Arachnida; Ixodida; Ixodidae
Source: RefSeq, a predicted model, not a curated record